Messenger RNA from Symbiodinium pilosum, 732 nucleotides. The record is from the annotation of a GenBank genome assembly. NCBI's taxonomy places the organism in Eukaryota, Dinophyceae, Suessiales, Symbiodiniaceae.
AUGCUUGACAAAAACCGGAAUGCCCUGGUGACCAUUGCCGGCACUGGGGAAUCUGGCUUUCAAGGUGAUGGAGGAAAUGCACGUCUCGCUUUGCUCAGGAAGCCUGAAGGGUUGGCCGUGAAGCCUGGACUGGAGGUUGGAGCUGACAAUGUAGGCCGCGAGCUAUACUUUGCAGAUUUCGUGAACCAGCGAAUUCGCAAACUCGUGCGCGGCACGAACGAAUGGACCAUCUAUACUGUGGCAGGCAGCGGGGUCAUGGGUGAUGACCCGCUUUGUGACAGCGGGUGUCUUGCUCUUGAAGCGAGCUUAUGGAAUCCGCGUUCCUUGGCAUUUGCGUCCAACCAAGACCUGUACUUCGUCGACUCGGGCAGCCACAAAAUUCGUAGGCUGACCACCAGCUUGGGGGACCCCAGGGCCAAUCCAAACGCAACGAUCUCAACAUUUCUUGGGAAUUCUGACUGGACUGCAGAAAACGGGAUGUGGCAGGCCUUCCGUGGCGUCGCGAAAGUGAUGCUGCCUGGCCAUUUCGAAAGUCCAAAUGCAGACCUUCACUUGCGAGCGCUGUAUGCCUUAACAAUCGACAAGUAUGAUCGCCUCUGGACAAUCGACAGCGACAGCAACAGGAUUUUCAUGGCACCACUUGUCAACAGGACAUUGGUUUGGUUAGUCGAUGACUUCGGCAACUUCCUUGCAAGGUUGGUUGCCUCCAAGUUCAAGGACAACAGCACCUAG